GCGCCGCGGCUGCGCAGUGCCGCGCAGGCUUUUAAUUCCAUUGUGGAGAGGACGGCGUUAUUUUUAUUAACCGGAGGCGGCGGCGGCGGCGGCGGGACCCCCAGGCCUGCUCCGGGGCAUGAAAGUCGGCAGCGCGUUCCUGAGCGGCGGCGGCGGCGGCGCGGGUAGCGGCGGGCGGGCGGAGAUGGAGCCCAGCUUCCCGCCGGGCAUGGUGAUGUUCAACCACCGGCUGCCCCCGGUCGCCAGCUUCGCGCGGCCGGCGGGCGCGGCCGCCCCUCCCCCGCAGUGCGUGCUGGCCGCCGCCCCGGCCGCGGCCCCGGCCGCCGAGCCCCCCCCGGCGCCCGCCCCGGACGUGACUUUCAAGAAGGAGCCGGCGGCGCCCGGCGCGGCCUUCCCGGCGCAGAGGACCUCCUGGGGCUUCCUGCAGUCGCUGGUCAGCAUCAAGCAGGAGAAGCCGGCAGACCCCGAGGAGCCGCCGGGCGCCCCCCACCCCCACUACGGGGGGCUGUUCGCGGGGGCCGACGAGCGGGCGCCGGGGCUGGGCGCCGGGGACGCGGGCUGCCCGGGCGUCAUCCAGGACCUGAGCGUCCUGCACCCGCCGCCGCCCGCCCCGCACCCCCGCGACGUGCUGCUCGGCCGGACUGACGACCCCCGCGGCCCCGAGGAGCCCAAGCCGGACGCGAGCGUCAAGAAGGCCAAGAGGCCAAAGCCAGAAUCUCAGGGAAUCAAAGCCAAGAGGAAGCCGGGCGCAUCUUCCAAGCCGCCGCUGGCGGGAGACGGAGAAGGCGCCGUCCUGUCCCCAAGCCAGAAACCUCACAUCUGCGACCACUGCAGCGCCGCUUUCCGCAGCUCCUACCACCUGCGGAGGCACGUCCUCAUCCACACCGGCGAGCGGCCCUUCCAGUGCAGCCAGUGCAGCAUGGGCUUCAUCCAGAAGUACCUGCUGCAGAGGCACGAGAAGAUCCACAGCCGGGAGAAGCCCUUCGGGUGCGAUCAGUGCAGCAUGAAGUUCAUCCAGAAGUACCAUAUGGAGAGACACAAGCGGACACACAGUGGAGAAAAGCCAUACAAAUGUGACACUUGCCAGCAGUAUUUCUCAAGGACUGAUAGACUGUUGAAGCACAGGCGCACGUGCGGUGAAGCCCUGGCGAAGGGGGCGCCCAGUGCAGAGCCUGGGUCAUCCAGCAACCAUAGCAACAUAGGUAACCUGGCUGUGUUGUCUCAGGGAAGUACAAGUUCUUCAAGGAGAAAAGCGAAGUCGAGAAGCAUAGCUGUUGAAAACAAGGAGCCCAAGACUGGGAAAGCAAAUGAAUCCCAUAUGUCAAACAGCAUAAACAUGCAGAGUUACUCAGUAGAAAUGCCUACUGUGUCUUCCAGUGGGGGCAUCAUCGGCACUGGCAUAGAGGAACUCCAGAAGAGGGUGCCAAAAUUGAUCUUUAAGAAAGGAAGCCGGAAGAGCAUGGAUAAAAACUACCUGAACUUUGUGUCACCGUUACCAGACAUAGUUGGACAGAAGUCCUUGUCUGGGAAACCGAGUGGGUCCCUUGGCAUCGUGUCAAACAGUAGCGUGGAGACCAUUAGUCUUCUCCAAAGUACAAGUGGCAAACAAGGUCAAAUAAGCAGUAAUUACGACGAUGCCAUGCAGUUCUCAAAGAAAAGAAGAUACCUACCCACCGCCAGCAGCAACAGUGCCUUUUCCGUGAACGUGGGACACAUGGUCUCCCAGCAGUCCGUCAUUCAGUCGGCGGGCGUCGGUGUUUUGGACAAUGAGGCCCCGUUGUCCCUUAUUGACUCCUCGGCCCUGAAUGCGGAAAUUAAGUCUUGUCAUGACAAGUCGGGAAUUCCUGACGAGGUUUUACAAAGUAUUUUGGAUCAGUACUCCAACAAGUCCGAGAGCCAGAAGGAGGAUCCUUUCAACAUAACAGAACCACGAGUGGAUCUGCACGCCUCAGGAGAACACUCAGAACUGGUUCAAGAAGAAAAUUUGAGCCCGGGCACCCAGACUGCUUCAAAUGACAAGGCAAGCAUGUUGCAAGAAUACUCCAAAUACCUCCAACAGGCUUUCGAAAAAUCCACGAAUGCAGGUUUUACUCUGGGACACGGUUUCCAAUUUGUCAGUCUGUCUUCACCUCUCCACAACCACACUUUAUUUCCAGAAAAACAGAUAUACACUACAUCUCCUUUGGAGUGUGGUUUCGGCCAGUCUGUUACCUCAGUGUUGCCAUCUUCGUUGCCAAAGCCUCCUUUUGGGAUGUUGUUUGGGUCUCAGCCAGGUCUUUAUUUGUCUGCUUUGGAUGCCACACAUCAGCAGUUGACACCUUCCCAGGAGCUGGAUGACCUGAUAGAUUCUCAGAAGAAUCUAGAGACUUCAUCGGCCUUCCAGUCCUCAUCUCAGAAACUGACUAGCCAGAAGGAACAACAGAAAAACUUAGAGUCCUCAGCGAGCUUUCAGAUCCCAUCUCAGGAGUUAGCUGGCCAGAUGGAUCCUCAGAAGGACGUAGAGCCCAGAACAACGUACCAGAUUGAGAACUUUGCACAAGCGUUCGGUUCUCAGUUCAAGUCGGGCAGCAGGGUGCCAAUGACCUUUAUCACGAACUCUAAUGGAGAAGUGGACCAUAGAGCAAGGACUUCAGUGUCAGAUUUCUCAGGGUAUACAAACAUGAUGUCUGAUGUUAGUGAGCCAUGUAGUACCAGAGGAAAGACCCCUACCAGCCAGAGUUACAGGUAAGGUCCCAAGAGUGACCAGGCUGGAGGUCUUCUAAUGUAAUUUUGUUUUAUUUUGAGAACACUGCCAUUGGAAUGUUUCUACACGAUCCUAUUAAGAAUAAUGUAAUGCCCUUUCAAUGCAACUUUUCAUAUUUAGUUUAUUUUGUUAGUGUGAUUUUAGCU
Molecule: messenger RNA, 2889 nt
Organism: Eubalaena glacialis (North Atlantic right whale)
Lineage: Eukaryota; Metazoa; Chordata; Mammalia; Artiodactyla; Balaenidae
Gene: ZNF281
Product: zinc finger protein 281
Exons: 2
Coding region: 119-2728 (869 amino acids)
Biological process (GO): regulation of transcription by RNA polymerase II
Cellular component (GO): nucleus
Molecular function (GO): RNA polymerase II cis-regulatory region sequence-specific DNA binding; DNA-binding transcription factor activity, RNA polymerase II-specific
Source: RefSeq, a predicted model, not a curated record